Messenger RNA from Morchella importuna, 762 nucleotides. RefSeq lists its product as uncharacterized. The record is from RefSeq and is a predicted model, not a curated record. Bases 1 to 762 code for a protein of 253 amino acids. The transcript has a single exon. Gene Ontology annotation, molecular function: protein binding. NCBI's taxonomy places the organism in Eukaryota, Fungi, Ascomycota, Pezizomycetes, Pezizales, Morchellaceae.
AUGUCCCUGCUUAGUCUCCCUAAUGAGCUUCUCCUUCCUAUCGCUGAAGACCUCGACUUGUGCUCCCUCAACCACCUCAUCCGCACAUCACGAUUUUUUCACAUCCUUCUCACUCCACUCCUUAUUCGACAUGCCCAGCAAGAUAUAGAUGGUGCCCCCGCUCUCUUAUGGGCGGCCGAACGUGGCCACAAACCUCUCAUAUCCCUACUGCUAGAAAUGGGUUGUGACAUCAACAUCCAGAAUAGAAAAGAAUGGAUAACAGGCACAGCACUACACAAGAUCGCUCUACACCGCGACGAGGAACUGGUGCGGCUACUGCUAGAGAACGGCGCCGACGUGACAGCUACAGAUCAGCACCUGAAAACACCGCUUCACCACGCGGUCAUGGAGGGCUUCACCGGGAUGGCGAGAAUGUUGCUGGAAUAUGGAGCUUGUGUCGAGGCGAGAGACCACAUGGGGGCAACACCGCUACAGAUUGCGGUGCAGAGGGGGAAGACGGGGAUUAUAAGCUUGCUGUUGGACCAUGGGGCGGACAUGGAGGCGAGGAGUGUGAACUCUAGGUGGACAGCAUUACAUGAGGCGGUUAGCUAUGGCAGUGUACCGAUUGUGAUGCUGUUGCUAAGUAAGGGGGCAAAUGUUUAUGCAGUAGGGAGCAGAGGAGAGACACCGCUGGUGUUGGCGAAGAGGUAUAGGUACAAGAAAGUCAAAGAAUUGCUGAAGGAAUUCAUCAUCACUAGUGCAGUAGGAUUAAGAAGAAAAUAG